Agelaius phoeniceus (red-winged blackbird) is the source of this 2244-nucleotide messenger RNA. It is a transcript of the gene SLC66A3, whose product is annotated as solute carrier family 66 member 3. NCBI's taxonomy places the organism in Eukaryota, Metazoa, Chordata, Aves, Passeriformes, Icteridae. The record is from RefSeq and is a predicted model, not a curated record.
GGGCGCUCCGUGAGGGCAGCGCCGGCGCCACCGUCCCACCGCACCCUGCCCGCCGCUCUGCGGAUCCCCAUCCCGGGCCGCAGCAGCGGGAUGGCGCCGGGGCUGCUGGACCUGGUGCACCUGACAACCUGGGCCGUGUGUGCCGUGAUCAAGCUGCCGCAGCUGGUGGCGGUGCUGAGGGCCGGCUCGGCGUGGGGACUCAGCGUGAGCAGCCUCCUCCUGGAGCUGGCCGGCCUCCUUGUGUUUCUGAGGUACCAGAUCUAUUAUGGUUACCCCCUGGAGACAUACCUGGAGUUUCCUGUCGUCAUUGCACAAGAUGUCAUUCUCCUUAGCUGUAUUAUGCAUUUCAGUGGAAAAGUGAGACGAGCUUGUUUCUAUGCACUCGUAUAUUGGGUGGGCUGGUAUAUGAUAACACUGCAGAAGUGGAUAAUAGACCUGGCCAUGAAUCUGUGCACGCUCAUCAGUGCAGCCAGCAAGCUGGUUCAGCUGCAGCAUCUCUGGGAGACCAAAGAUGCCGGACAAGCGAGCGCCCUGACCUGGGGCAUGUCUGUAUACGCCUCUGCAGCAAGAAUUAUUACAACUCUAUUGACUACAAAUGAUUUUGCAGUUCUCAUCCGUUUCAUAGUCAUGCUCAUUCUCAAUAUUUGGGUCACAGCCACAAUCCUGCACUACAGGAAGAUUAAAAAGACUGAUUAGACGACACUCAUCAGCACAUAUAUCAUUACCAUAAAAAUAUAAUUAAGCCUAACGAAUUUAAGAAUUCUUCUAAGAUUGAGGAAGCUCUCUUUCUCUAAUAUUUACCUUUUAGCGUACUUAUAGUAUUUACAGUACUUACAGACUUACAGUAUAGCACAUUCAUGCUUACUUUCUCUUAGAAAUAAUUCUGAUAAGAUACUUAAUUUAAGCAGCAUAUUUUUAUUGGUCAUUUCAGACAAGUUUCACUGAUAUCACAUUUUCUCUGGAUUUUUUUACUACAAAGUAUUUCAUAGUUAGAUGUAUAUAUAUUCUGGUAUCACUUCAGUACUUUCUGGUUACAUAAAAGCAAUUUUCUUCAAUUAUACAUGAUCAAUUUUGCACCAACAUACUGCAUCCACUUGUCCUGCUGCAAAACUGUAAAACCACAACAGAAGUUUGUCUUCUUGCAAGCAACUCAAUUAGUUCAACAUUAACUGUCUGUAUUUGAGGAUGAAGAAAAUCUGAGUCAAGGCCCAAUCCAGAAUAAGGUUCUAAUAGCUAAGUCACAAAUCCAGUUGGGAUUGUAGCACUUACAUGCAACACUUAAAUAGUACAAUUUAUACAGCUGAUACAGGAUACCCACAGUCACUUUCCUCAGUAUACCCAGUUUUUAUUGGAUAAGAGAGCAAAAACUCAACUACAAAUUAUUUUUCAACCUGACCUCUCAUUCACUGAACAUAGUAUUUUGGGAACAGCAGGGACAGGAAUGUAUGGGAAUUAAUGAAACUGUGGCCAGCAGUUAAAAAUGCCAUUCCUGGAAUGAUAUCCAGAAUUCCCAAACACCAUCCAUACUGACAGUGACAUGUGCACCUUGAUGCAUCUCAGCAGACUGAUCUCCUGCGGUUGUCAGGUUUUGGGGAUACUGCUCUGUGGUUCAUGAAUUUUUGGCCUGUCAGUGCUAAGUGUGUUGAAGAACAUAGACUUCACUUAAACUUUUACUUCAGAAAUUCUAAUAAAUUUGUAAUACUUAGAGUAAAAAAGGGGAAAGGAUAUUCUUGACAACUAUUAACAGAGGAUUUUGGUUUUGAAAGUACUGCCUUCACAACCAAAAGUUACAUUAGUAAUCAUACAGCUUGCCUUCAUUUAUCAUUACAUUCCCCAAAUUAAAAGAUACAACAUUCCAAGAGGUCUUAUGGUAUUCUGUUGAUUGGCAUGUAAAAACCUAGGCACCCUUGAUCCCAAUACCCUUGAAAACUAUGGGAAGACUGCAUUGACUUCAUUUGAGGCAGGUUUUCUUUGUAACAUUCUAAAUUGUAUGACUGCUGUGGAGCAAAGGGAUCUGCAAAAGUAGAUGUUUCUGCCAGUGAGCACGCAGCAAUUGGAGCAUUCACCAUCAGAAAACAGCUGCUUCGUACUCUAAAUUUUAGUGGGAAGGGCUGGAAAGAGAUGUGUCUGUGGGCAUUGAUUUCAUGUAUCCCAUGUCAUUGAGAGCAAGUCAAAGAUGAGCUUUUUUUACUGCUCCAAUAAAAAGUCAAAUCUUUCAAUGUUGGUUGAAAGAUUAAUUGUAAA